Messenger RNA from Thermothielavioides terrestris NRRL 8126, 1428 nucleotides. RefSeq lists its product as uncharacterized. Gene Ontology annotation, cellular component: nucleus. Gene Ontology annotation, biological process: protein phosphorylation; regulation of mitotic cell cycle. Gene Ontology annotation, molecular function: ATP binding; cyclin-dependent protein serine/threonine kinase activity. The transcript is spliced from 2 exons. Lineage: Eukaryota; Fungi; Ascomycota; Sordariomycetes; Sordariales; Chaetomiaceae. Bases 1 to 1428 code for a protein of 475 amino acids. The record is from RefSeq and is a predicted model, not a curated record.
AUGGCGAGCAAGGCCAAGUCGCGCUGGGCGGACGACGAGGCCGACGCCGCUCUCGAGGCCCAGCUAAAGAGGGAAAAGGAGGAGAAGAAGCGCCUCAAGGCCGAGAAGGCCCGCAAACUCGAAGCCGAGAGACAGGCUCGAGAGGCUGCCGCCACGGCUGCUGCGCAGCAAGAGGCCGAUAGCACAAACGGACCCCCCGCGAAGAGGCGGAGGAUAUCGCCAAACCGCGAGACAAGCCAGACUGCUGAGGGUCGCGAUGCGAGCAACGACGCCCCCAAGCUGCUCCGCUUCGAGGGCGGCGCGUUCGGUCGUUGUCGCAGCGUCGAGAAUUACGACAAGCUCAACGACAUCGAGGAGGGCGCCUACGGCUGGGUAUCGCGAGCCAAGGAGAUCGCCACCGGCAAGGUGGUGGCGCUGAAGAGGCUGAAGAUCGAUCCCAAGGACCGCAGCGGACUGCCAGUCACGGGCCUGCGCGAGAUCCAAAUCCUGAAAGACUGCGACCACCGGAAUGUGGUCAAGCUGCAGGAGGUGGUCGUGGGGGAGGAUACGAGCAGGAUUGAAAACAUCUUUCUCGUCCUCGAAUUCGUCGAACACGACCUCAAGUCCAUCCUCGAGGACAUGCCCGAGCCCUUCCUCGCCUCCGAGGUGAAGACGCUCCUCCAGCAGCUCGCCUCGGGCGUGGCUUACCUGCACGACAACUGGAUCCUCCACCGCGACCUCAAGACGUCCAACCUGCUCCUCAACAACCGCGGCCAGCUCAAGAUCGCCGACUUCGGCAUGGCCCGCUACGUCGGCGACCCGCCGCCCCAGCUCACCCAGCUGGUCGUCACGCUCUGGUACCGCGCGCCGGAGCUCCUCCUCGGCGCCACCCGCUACGGCCCGGCCAUCGACAUGUGGAGCGUCGGCUGCAUCUUCGGCGAGCUGCUGACGCGCGAGCCGCUGCUGCAGGGGCGCAACGAGGCGGACGAGCUGGCCAAGAUCUUCGAGCUGUGCGGCGUGCCCACCGAAGACACCUGGCCGGGCUUCCGGCGGCUGCCCAACGCGCGCGCGCUGCGGCUGCCGCCCAGCGCCAGCAGCAAGACCCCCGGCGCCGGCGGGUCGGCCGUGCGCGCGCGGUUCCCGCUGCUCACGGCCGCGGGCGCGGCGCUGCUCGGCUCGCUGCUCUCGCUCGACCCGGACCGGCGCCCCGGCGCGCGCGAGAUGCUCGCGCACGAGUACUUCCGGCAGGACCCCAAGCCGAAGCAGGAGGCCAUGUUCCCCACGUUCCCGAGCAAGGCGGGCCAGGAACGGCGCCGGCGGCGGGAGACGCCCAACGCGCCCGCGCGCGGUCAGCGGGCCGCCGACCUCGGCGCCGUCGACUUCAGCGGCAUCUUCUCCGGGCGGGAGAAGGAGGAGCGGGGUGGGGGGUUCUCGCUGCGCAUGGUGUAA